Messenger RNA from Odobenus rosmarus divergens (Pacific walrus), 1014 nucleotides. RefSeq names its product stathmin-like 3 (gene STMN3). Bases 147 to 689 code for a protein of 180 amino acids. The record is from RefSeq and is a predicted model, not a curated record. NCBI's taxonomy places the organism in Eukaryota, Metazoa, Chordata, Mammalia, Carnivora, Odobenidae. The transcript is spliced from 5 exons. Gene Ontology annotation, biological process: regulation of microtubule polymerization or depolymerization; microtubule depolymerization; neuron projection development. Gene Ontology annotation, cellular component: cytoplasm; neuron projection. Gene Ontology annotation, molecular function: tubulin binding.
CUCCCCCUCUCUCCCUCUCCCUCUCCGCGCCCGCCUCCCGCCCGCCCUCGCUCCCUCCCCUCCCCAGCACUGCCGCAUUCGCCGACUGCAGCUCCAGCCGCCGCCCGCGCCUCCCGGCCUUCCGCAGCCUCCGCGCCGCCAGCACCAUGGCCAGCACCCUGUCCGCCUACAAGGAGAAGAUGAAGGAGUUGUCAGUGCUGUCGCUCAUCUGCUCCUGUUUCUACUCGCAGCCGCACCCCAACACCAUCUACCAGUAUGGGGACAUGGAGGUGAAGCAGCUGGACAAGAGGGCCUCUGGCCAGAGCUUCGAGGUCAUUCUCAAGUCCCCUUCUGACCUGUCCCCGGAGAGCCCAGUGCUCUCCUCUCCCCCCAAGAGGAAGGACACCUCCCUGGAGGAACUGCAGAAGCGGCUGGAGGCAGCUGAGGAGCGAAGGAAGACGCAGGAGGCGCAGGUGCUAAAGCAGCUGGCUGAGCGGCGCGAGCACGAGCGCGAGGUGCUGCACAAGGCGCUGGAGGAGAACAACAACUUCAGUCGCCUGGCGGAGGAAAAGCUCAACUACAAGAUGGAGCUCAGCAAGGAGAUCCGCGAGGCGCACCUGGCGGCGCUGCGCGAGCGGCUGCGCGAGAAGGAGCUGCACGCAGCUGAGGUGCGCAGGAACAAGGAGCAGCGAGAGGAGAUGUCGGGCUAAGGGGCUGCGGAGCAGAGGCGCCUGGAUCCUGAGAGGAGACAUCAACACAUGCGGGUUCUGGUUUCGUCUUGUGCCACUUUGUCUAGAUGCAACUUUUGCUCCUGCCCCUUCCCUGCCCCGCACUCCCAGCUCCCGCUUCUCUUUCCGCUCUCAGCCAUCCAGUCCUCCGCAGGCUCCCCGUCCAGGAGCCGCCAGGGCGUGGCACACAGUCCCUCACUUCAGGCACCAGGCCAGGCAGUGGCUGGGUCCCCUGUUGGUGGCCCUCUCAGCAGAUGUGGUGACAACUUCAAUAAAUCCAGUGGUGGUAGCAGGAACAUGUGGGUCC